GCGCGGCCAUGGCGGAGGCGCGGCCGCUGCGGCUGCUGGCGCUGCACGGGUACCGGCAGAGCGCCCGCCGCUUCCGCCAGCGCACCGGCGCGCUCCGCAAGGCCCUGCGCGGCCGCGCCGAGCUGGUGGCCAUCGACGCGCCGCACCGCUUGCCCGCCGGCGCUGAGGACGACCCCGACGGGGAUGACCCCCCCCGCGGCUGGUGGUUCUCCGGGCCCGGCACGUUCGAGGCGGGCGAAGCGGCCGCGGCUCCGGCGGGGCUGGAGGAGUCUCUGUCGGCCGUGGCGGCGGCGCUGGCGGAGCACGGGCCCUUCGACGGGCUGCUGGGCUUCAGCCAGGGCGCGGCGCUGGCCGCCAUGGUGUGCGCGCUGCGGGCCCGCGGCGACCCGCGCUUCCCGGUGGCCUUCGCCGUGCUGGUGGCCGCGUUCGCCAGCCGCGCCCCGGCGCACGGACACUUCUACCGGGAGCCCAUCGCCCUGCCCACGCUGCACGUCGUGGGCGACACGGACGGCGUGAUCGCAGCGGCCCUGAGCAGGGAGCUGGCGCAGUGCUUCGUGGAGCCCGUUGUGCUCACGCACCCCGGCGGGCACUUCAUCCCCGCGGCUGCGGCGCAGAAGAAAGCCUACCUGGAAUUCCUGGAACGCUUCUGCCCCAGGCAGGGCCAGGCCGAGCGCCUAGAGGCUGGGCAGGUUUGAGAACGGGCUCUGUAAUAAAAAAGGGCUCUGGUGAGCCACGUGCAGCCACCCAUCCUGUGAAACAUCACUGUUUCCGUGCCUCCAGCGGGACCAGAGAACAGCUCACUGCACGUUCUGCUCUUCAGUGUUCAUCCAGGCCAGGCUAAAUGGUUCUUUAUCUCCCUUUUUUUCAACUUUGUUGCAUACAUCAGUGUAAAAUAUAUAUGUAUAUAUAUAUAUGCAUAUAAAGUUAUAUAUAAUGUAUAUGACAUGUAACACAUGGGUGUGGGGGUGUGACAGUGACGGGGUUGAGGGCAGGAGGGUGACACUGCUCUGUGGGAAAGGUGCUUUCCGAGACUCAAACACCUGCUCAAAAAGAGAGUUCCUCAGCUCAGCCACAGGAAGUGUCUGCAGAGCACAGGGCUCUUGCAGUUUUACACCCCAAAACCUCGUGGUUUUUAAUACCUGUUAAGCCAAGCUUCCAGCUGGUCUGGGCCUGCAAAACCGUGUCAUCCUUGGCAGUGCCAGGGCUGGUGUUUGUUUCAGGAAUGAAAUGCCUGCUGGCUCGGUGUGCGUGUGUUGAAUCUUCCUUGUACAAAGUGCCUCCAUGAACAAGAAAAGCUUGUUUGUGGCUCUGUAUUAUCCAGAAGCACAGGAAAAUCUUUAUUGCUGUAACAGUUGCAGGUGUCCUGCUCAGCUUCUGCCCAGCUCAGCACUGGGCACCAGUCUCAGGAGAGGAGUGCUAGCAGAACUUCUCUAACCAUGGCUUUCCUUGGGGGUGUAGAGCUGGUGAAAGAGGGAAAUGGGAUGAAAAAAGUGAAUUUCCCCCCUGCUUGAGCAGCAGGGCAGUGCAAUGUCAGCUCUGCAAGGCCGCAGGACGCUGUGCUGCAGAAACCCUCCCUGUGCUCUGAGCUGGGAGCGUGCCUGGCGGUGCCAGGGGUUAAAGCAGCGCCGCAGGAGUGAGCAGCUCUCCGCCCAUCGCGGCUUUGCCCCGGUUUGCGGCGCGGUGCUGCUGCUGGCAGGAGGAUGUGGCUGUUUCCCCGCAGCCCAAACCCGCUCUGCUGUUUCCCUGCGGGGCUGGGGGGGCUCGGGCACUGCUGGCCGUCUGUGCCACUUCACGUGGGCUGUGUCACAGCUGCUGCGGGGGCGCGGGGUCCCUGCAGCCCUUGGUGACACCACGGGCUGGGUUUUUUGGGGCUGCAGCUGUGGCCGAGCACAGCGACGAGUGUGACAACGCAGCGCAGCUUUUGUCCCCGCCGUGCCCCCGCCGCCGGGCAGGGACGGCAGCGGCGGCGCUCGCAGCCCCGGGGGGUGUUCGGUUGUGGCCGAGCUCCCGGUGCUUUCCCGGUGCGGGGGAGGCACCGCAGCCAUGGCCGCCCGCCCGCACUGCGGCCCCGCAGCUCCCGGGCACACGGAGGCACCGGCAGCUCCCGGGCACGGGGAAGGAAGGGGAAGAAGCCCCGGGUGCGGUGAGUGAGCAGCACGGUCCCGGCUCUGCAGGCAGCUCCCUGGGUGGCUCGGGGAGGGAUGGGUGACCCGAGCUGCCGUUCCUGCCCCUUUCCUGGGGUCUGCAUAAAGAUGGCUCCUGUCGGGUGUCUGCUGUAGCGGUUUAAAUAAAUUAAUAAAAACAGAUAAACGCGA
This is a messenger RNA of Pyrgilauda ruficollis (rufous-necked snowfinch), 2315 nucleotides long. It is a transcript of the gene OVCA2, whose product is annotated as OVCA2 serine hydrolase domain containing. Lineage: Eukaryota; Metazoa; Chordata; Aves; Passeriformes; Passeridae. The record is from RefSeq and is a predicted model, not a curated record. Gene Ontology annotation, cellular component: cytoplasm; nucleus. Bases 9 to 695 code for a protein of 228 amino acids. The transcript has a single exon. Gene Ontology annotation, biological process: response to retinoic acid.